AUGCGCGCAGGCUGCCGGCCCCGGCAGCCAAUGAGGCGGUGCGGGGGCGUGGCACGCGCCGGGGGGGGGGGCGUGAUCGUGACGUCAGCCCCUCGUGACUCGGCUCGCGGCCUGAGCCCGCGGAAGCCGGAAGCCGCUGGGCGGGCGGGGGCCACAGCGGGCGGGCGCCCUGGAGCGUCCCGGCGGCGGGUGGGCGAGCCCCGCGAUGGGUCCGCAGCGGGCGGGCGCGUGGUGGCCGAAGUGCCGGUGCUGGGCGCGCUCUCGGGGGCCGCAGCAGCGCGCUGUGGGCUGGCCGCGCCGCGCCGUGGGAAGCAGCGGCUCCUGGACGCCGAGGACCUGGCCGUGUCGCUGGGGCCGGGCGCGCCGGGGACGCUGCCGCCGGACCUGCCGGACCUGGACCCCGCGUGCCGGGAGCUGCUGCUGGACUUCGCCCGGAGCAGCGCCGAGCUGACGGGCUGUCUGGUGCGCAGCGCCCGGCCCGUGCGCAUCUGCCAGGCGUGCUUCCCCCUCUUCCAGCAGGUCGUCGGCAAGAUGGACAACAUCAGCCGGGCCGUGGAGAAUACUUCAGUGAGUCAUAAUUGUGACAGAAGUCUCUUAAUGUCAGAUAGAAUGCAGAUAGUUUUGAUUUUGUCUGAGUUUUUCAAUUCCACGUGGGAGAAUGCAAAUUGUGCAAAUUGUUUAACGAACACAAGUGAUGACUUAUCAAAUAGAACGAUUUACUUCCUCACUCUAUUUAAUCACACCUUGACCUGCUUUGAAAAUAAUCUUCAGGGGAAUUCACACAGCCUUCUGCCAUUAAGAAAUAAUUCAGUCUGCAAAAAUUGUCUUGAAACAUACAAAUCUCUCAGUAAUCUGUACAAUGAAAUGCAAAAAAUGAAUGAACGUGAGAAGAAAGCUGAGUUCAGCACACACUUAUGCAUUGAUGUGGAAGAUGCAAUGAACAUUACUCGAAAGCUUUGGAGUCGGACCUUCAACUGCUCAGCCCUCUGCCAUGACACAGUUCCUGUCAUUGCUGUAUCUGUGUUCAUUCUCUUCUUGCCUGUGGUCUUCUAUCUGAGUAGCUAUCUUCACUCGGAGCAAAAGAAGCGCAAACUCAUUCUUCCUAAACGACUCAAGUCCAGUACCAGCUUUGCAAGCAUUCAAGAAAAUUCAAACUGAAUCCUACAAAAUUGGAAAUGUAACAGCAUAUAUGAAUGAUGGAAGACACAGCUCAGUCCAAAAGAAAACAAACUGUGAUUAUUUGACACAUCAAGUUCUUAAAAUGGACUUUGGAUUUGUUUUUUAAGAAGAGUUUUCCAUUUUCAUUUUUCUUUCCACUUCACUUUUAAGGAUUUGGUAUUUUUAAUUCCAGGCAUCGAGAUAUCGUCUAUUUUAAAGUGUAUUUGUUCCUCCACAUAAGAUAAAAGAACAGUUUUUUGGUAGUCAUAUUGCUACAGUUUGAGACUUCUAAUAUUUCUUUAUGAAUGUAUAUCUAAAAUAGAAAAGUUUUGAAAAGUAAUAUUUUAAAAUGAAUCAGUUAUAGUAGUCUUUGAAAUAUAAACAUACUUGCCAAAAAAGUAGCAGCUCCCAAAGAUUAAAGUACCAUUACAGUAUUAUUGUUGCAUAUAUAAUAUGUGAUGUUACAUAAAAUACACAAUUCAAUCUCUAGCUUCCUUAAAAAUCACUUUUGAACUGGUAAUUUUAAGCCUCCCCAACAAUUUUUAGAAUCAUAAGGCACAUUACAUUAUCUUUGUAAAAGAGAUAUGGUAACUGGUUUCUUACUUGACUUUUAUAAAUAAUACCUUACACAUUAUUUUUGUCCAUAUCUCAUAAGUUGUUGGAAAUCAUUGGACUGCUUUAUAUUCAGGGCAAGAUGGAUCCAUUUUAUAUCAAGGAUAUGCAUUGUGAGUUACAUUAAUUUAUUUGGAAAUUUAUAAUUUAUUACUACCUUCAAGCAAAUAUAACAUGGCACACUAUAAAUUGUGGCUUUAUUUUAAAUAGCAAUUUUUUUCCCAUGGAUAUGUGAAGAUUUCUGGGAGAGUGAGGAGGAAUGAACAAACUUAAGCUUCAUAGAGAGAUAGGGCCCUGGACGAUACUCAUGGUAUAGCUGCUGAAUGGUUCAAAGCAGGGCUAUUAGUGAGAAUGUGAUUAGAUGAAGCUUAUUUUUCCUGUUACUUAGAUUAAAGUGAUAGACUUGAAAUGAAAUCAGAUAUUUUACUCAGAAAACAAAUUCUGUUUCAAAAUGUUUGUAUUAAUUCUGUGUUAAGUAAAAGCUUUGUUCCAAAUUG
Messenger RNA from Suncus etruscus (white-toothed pygmy shrew), 2267 nucleotides. RefSeq names its product osteoclastogenesis associated transmembrane protein 1 (gene OSTM1). The record is from RefSeq and is a predicted model, not a curated record. The transcript has 7 exons. NCBI's taxonomy places the organism in Eukaryota, Metazoa, Chordata, Mammalia, Eulipotyphla, Soricidae. Gene Ontology annotation, biological process: osteoclast differentiation. Gene Ontology annotation, cellular component: cytosol. Bases 1 to 1158 code for a protein of 385 amino acids.